UACUAACCGUCAGCCAUGUUUCCUUUGAACAGAUCGUACACAUCCCGAUAAUGACAUUUUCACCGAUAUUUUAUCUUCAAACCAAGGCAGCUCGCGCUUUAUGUUACAAGGAGACGUUGCUGUGAGAAGGAACAGGAAUGCCGUGAUCUGUAGAGGAAAGUCUUGCCUCUGGUCAAAAUCAGCCGAAGGUUGGGUCCGCGUGCCGUACACCCUGUCUAACAACUACACCUCGGAGGAGAAGACGCUUAUCCAAGCUGCCAUGGAGGAGGUGGUGGUUCUAACGUGUGUACGCUUCAUUCCACGUCAUGGAGAGCCCAGUUAUUUGAGGAUCCGACCCUAUGAUGGGUGCUGGUCCUAUGUUGGGCGCGUCGGGGGUGCACAGGACCUGUCCCUCAUGAAGUCAGGGUGUCUGCACUGGGGUAUAAUACAGCAUGAACUGCUUCAUUCUCUGGGCUUCCAACAUGAGCAGUGCCGCAGCGACCGAGACAAGUACAUCCGCAUUAACUGGGGAAACAUCAGCCAAGAUAAAGAACGCAAUUUCUACAAGAUGAGUACCCAAAACCUAGGCGUGCCUUAUGAUUACCUGUCUGUUUUACACUAUGGCAAGUUUGCUUUUGCAAGUGAUGCUGGAAAACCGACUCUUGAACCCACCGGCAACCCCCGUGCUUUGAUCGGGCAGCGCGUUGGAUUAAGUUCUUUGGAUGUCGCCAAGAUUAACAAGCUCUACGAAUGCAAUAUCUGUAGUUACCUGCUGCCUGAUGCACAUGGGGCAUUUUCAUGGGAGUCCAAGAAGAACCCUAACAUUACGUCAUGUGUGUGGCUGAUCCGGGUCCCAGAGGACAAAGUUUUCCUGCAGUUUGAGUCGUUCAGCGUUAGUUCCUUUCCAGAUUGUUCUCAGGCCUCUGUUACUGUGUACGAUGGAAUCAGCAGAGAGUCGCCCAUUCUUAUCGACAAAAUCUGCGGAAACAUUGCUCCACUUGCACAGAUUUCCUCUGGAAAAUUUGUCAGAGUAGCAUUCACCAGCUCACGGAUUGGAAGCAGCUUUAAGGCGACAUACAGUUCACUGAAAUGUGGUGGAUCCUUAUUCAGUACAACAGGAAACUUUUCGACUCCAUAUUUUCCCUCCAAAUACCCUAACUCAAUGAACUGCGUGUGGGUCUUAUCUGCACCUGCAGGGUACAAGAUUACACUCCACGUUGCUCCAUUUAGUUUGGAACCGUCACCAGGCUGCUCUUAUGACUAUUUUCUCCUUCGUGAUGGUCGGAGAGAAGCCAAGAAAUGUGGGCACCUUCCCAAGUUGGCUUUCACGUCUUCUACCCAUUCUCUAAUAGUACAUUUUCACAGUGACUCUUCUGUGCAGGCGAAUGGCUUCUUCGCUACAUACUCAUUCUCUCCCUUAUCCCCAAGACGCUGGAAUGAUGUUCAGUCCUAAUCAAGCUUCAGAAAAUCUUCAGUGAUUCCUCCUCUGCACAGCAGGUGGCGCCAUGGAAACUCGCACAGCUAUGUCCC
This is a messenger RNA of Bufo bufo (common toad), 1509 nucleotides long. RefSeq names its product embryonic protein UVS.2-like. Lineage: Eukaryota; Metazoa; Chordata; Amphibia; Anura; Bufonidae. The record is from RefSeq and is a predicted model, not a curated record. Bases 101 to 1432 code for a protein of 443 amino acids. Gene Ontology annotation, biological process: proteolysis. The transcript is spliced from 11 exons. Gene Ontology annotation, molecular function: zinc ion binding; metalloendopeptidase activity.